GAAAUCAUCUGGUUCAUGCCUCUAGCUGAACACUUGAAGGCGCUGUUUGCCCCGGAAUUCUUGGACUUGGUUUGAGUCGUUAAUGGGCGUGUUUACUCCGUGUGUGUUGCUCAGUCCUCACAGCCAGACGGGACAUGGAGUAAAGUUUGGCACUAAACACGCUGUGUCUGAGCCACAGGACCGGUGAACCCAAGGGACAAACGUAAACGAUGGAGGAUUUCUGGGAUGGGGUCCUUUGGGCCAUAAAGAUUUGGCUCUACCUCAUUAUCAGCCUCAUCAUGAUCCCAGCCAUGUUUGGAUUUUCUCUGGGCAUCUCCGAGACCUAUAUGAACAUUCUGGUGCAGACCUUAGAGUGGGCCACUCUGAACAUACAGCAAGCAAAUGCAGAAGAAGAAAAAGUUAAUGCUUCUGCAUCUAAUGGACUCAUUCAAAGAGAAAACCGCUCUAUGGAGAAAGAGUUGGAGGAGCUCAGACGCAGUAGACCCAAACCGCCAGUAGGAGGCGACUUCACAUUUAGUGACUGUUUCUAUUUCACUAGAAGGGGAAUUGAGAGUAUUGUAGACGAUGAGGUAACCCAACGGUUCACCUCCGAGGAGCUUGUAUCUUGGAAUCUACUGACUCGCACCAACAAUGACUUCCAGUACAUCAGUCUGAAGAUGACACUGGUCUAUGGCCUUGGUAUCUUUGUGCGCUACUGCAUCCUUGCCCCACUUAGGAUCACACUGGUCUGCAUUGGCCUCACCUGGUUGGUAAUUGGAACAUCUGCAGUUGGAUUUCUUCCAAAUUGCAGGGUAAAGUUCUGGCUCAGUGAGAGGGUCCAUGUCAUGUGCUACAGGAUCUGUGCUCGAGGACUAUCUGCCACUAUUUGCUACUAUAACAGAGAAAAUAAACCCAAAAAAGGAGGAAUCUGUGUGGCCAAUCACACCAGUCCUAUAGACAUCGUAAUACUCUGCAACGACGGCUGUUAUGCUAUGGUGGGUCAGGUCCAUGGAGGUCUGAUGGGGAUUGUACAGAGAGCCAUGGUCAGGUCUUGCCCUCAUGUCUGGUUUGAGAGGUCGGAGAUGAAGGAUCGCCAUCUAGUGACCAAGAGGUUAAAGGACCAUGUGAAUGACAAGACAAAGCUUCCCAUAUUAAUAUUUCCUGAGGGAACCUGCAUUAACAACACGUCUGUCAUGAUGUUUAAAAAGGGAAGUUUUGAAAUUGGAGCAACAAUAUAUCCUGUAGCCAUCAAGUAUGACCCAAAGUUUGGAGAUGCUUUCUGGAACAGUUCCAAGUACAGCAUGGUGAGCUACCUGCUGCGAAUGAUGACGAGCUGGGCUCUUGUCUGUAACGUCUGGUACCUGCCAGCCAUGCACCAACAGGAGGGAGAGGAUGCCGUUAACUUUGCCAACAGAGUGAAAUCCGCCAUAGCUCACCAAGGAGGGCUGGUAGACCUACAGUGGGACGGAGGUCUGAAGAGAGCGAAGGUGAAGGAUAUGUUUAAGGAGCAGCAGCAGAAGAAGUACAGCAGCAUGGUGGUGGGAGAUGACAGCAGCAGCAACAGUGACUAGUCCUCUAAUUUGUUUGACAAGAACAUAUAACAGACAAAUUUACUCCUUGGUUUUCACAUUCUCGACAUGGUAGGGAAUGCCCAAAUGCAACUGAGUGGAAACGAAGCGAGUAACAAAAGUGCAAUAUUGAAAGCUGUUAAAGCUGAAAAAAAAGGAAAUACUCUGUUCUUGCAGCUGCUUAUCUGUUAUUGCAUUCCGUUUUUGGACUGAAAUGUAUGGUUAAAGAAAGCUGACUUACAACUUUAGUUUACAAGCAUAUUAGCUGAGUGAUUAUGUAAGAGCCUAAAAAUGUAUUGUUUAUUAGUUUUCAUUGAUAAUCAUGAGUAAAAUAAAGUCAUAUAGUGUGAUCUUUUAUGAUUUGAAGUGUCACAGAAACAGCGAAACGUUUCUGUGACACAUUACUGCACUUUUCAAGUAUUUGUUGCCUGAAAUGGAAAAUGAUCCUCCUGAUUAUUUGUUCAGAGUAAAGACAAAUUAGAGACAAAACAGAUGCCAAAGUGUUUCACCUGAAUUUACUGAGCAUCAGGGCGAGAAGUUACACUUUCACAGUAUAACGCACAGCAUGGAUGUUUCAGACAUUUUUUCUCUUGAUGAUUUUCCUGAAAUGUUGUCCUCACUGUUGUUUUUCUUAGUCAUUUCCUCUUUAACACCUGAAAGCAAAUUCAAGAAAUAUUUGUUGUUUUAUAUAAGGUCAUGAUGGGUGGUUAAAGCUUACAGGAACUUUGAAAGUUCUACAAACACCCUCAACGCCAAUCCCCAAAGUUGCAUCCUUUAUGUAACCAUCAACCAGAUUUUUAUGUGAUUUCUGACUGUCCCUUGUAGCAAAAAUGGUGGAGUUCAUUUAGUACAGGCACAGGCCUGGCUUUCAGAUGUAAAACAUAAAAAUUAAAUUGGACUGAGGUCAGGGAUUUGAGGAGGUCAUUCCUGAAGCCUAUUUUAUCUAUCACAAAUAGAGUUUUGCCUAUCGGUUGUGUCCAAAUUUCAGCUGUCUGUUGAUUUAAGAUACAAUUUCAGGAUUUGGAGUUAGUCCUCCUCCUUUAUUAUUAGACCCACUUUGUAGUAUGUACCGCAACCACUGGCAGCAAAGUUGUCCCACAGCAUUAUGCUACCACCACCAUGCUCAGUAAUCUGGUACAUUGUUUUUCAGAUCUAAAAGCCUCGCCUCGACAGCUCAUUUUUCUUAUCAUUGUUGACAGUUUAAAGUUUGCUUUGUCAGACCAUAAAACACUUCUUUAGCAAGCAUUUAGCUUGUUGUGUCGACAUGGACAGCUGAACAUUUCCAUUGAGCUUGAAGGGGUCCAAGGAAGGACCUCUGUCUUUGUCAGAUCCCUCUCAGUCCAUGUUGAUGUUAAUCUUGCUUUAGUUUGGACAGUGAUACUCGUCUUCCAGCAUCCACCAGUUUAUGAUCGGCUGAAGCCUUGAUAGUUCGUGGAUUGUUCCUGAAUAUCCUAAUACAUUUCAUCUCAUUUGAUGGCACCAGUCUGGGUCAGAUGGUUAAAACUUAGACAGAACUGUGUCUUCCAACAGGACAGUGAUCCAAAACAGACAUGAAAGCUGUUUUUAGAAUUAAAAAAAGCAGCUAAGGGAAUGAGCCCAACCUCAAACCUGGUAAGAAUUUAUGGACGAUCCUUUAGCUGAGUCUGUUCCAGGAAAACAACCAAUUUAAAUCGAAACUACCAAUUCUGCCAUGAAGAGUGUCCAAAUAUUCAGCCAGAAAUAGUAAGGUAGUUAGCAUGUGUUUAUAUUGACUCUACACGUACAGUAUAAUUUUUAUCCUAUGUUAAUUACAGGAAAUCCAGACUAAAUGUACACUUCUGCACUAAAUUCUUGUUUUUGAAAUGUAAUACAUUUGUUUUACUGUCAAACCAUGGGGUAAAAAGAGCGGUUCAAAUAAAUUGUUAAAAGCCCCAUAUUGCAUUGACGUGAAAUUCAAGUCGAUGUGUUCAUGGAAACCUUUCGGCAGAACUCUGUGCAAAUUGGAUUUAAAUGAAAGUGUCCUCACCAUCAUUCUUCAAAUCAGUCAGACUUUUGCCACCCUGCAUACUCUGUUAAAUUAAAAAGGAUACAAUUAACAGA
This is a messenger RNA of Girardinichthys multiradiatus, 3626 nucleotides long. It is a transcript of the gene agpat9l, whose product is annotated as 1-acylglycerol-3-phosphate O-acyltransferase 9, like. The transcript is spliced from 14 exons. Gene Ontology annotation, cellular component: endoplasmic reticulum. Lineage: Eukaryota; Metazoa; Chordata; Actinopteri; Cyprinodontiformes; Goodeidae. The coding region runs from base 210 to 1550 and encodes 446 amino acids. The record is from RefSeq and is a predicted model, not a curated record. Gene Ontology annotation, molecular function: glycerol-3-phosphate O-acyltransferase activity. Gene Ontology annotation, biological process: triglyceride biosynthetic process.